AUGGACCGGCAAAGAACUGAAAGUCCGGUCUACACGCGCCAAUGGGCCACCGACUCCGGCGCUUCUCCGACGGCGGCAGUGGGGCAAAAUGCUCGUCACGGUCACCACUGGCGAUCCUCUUCCGCCUCCGGAUUCUCCACCAUCAAGCGAAACCAGAAUGUGGCUGCCAAAGCGGCGGCUCAGCGCCUGGCUCAAGUCAUGGCUUCUCAAACGGCUGAUGACGAGGACGAUGACAAUGACGGUGAUGAUCUAGGGUUUCGUUUCAGUGCGCAUCCGCCAAUGUCUCUUUCGAGGAGUGCUAAUAGUAACAGUAACAAGGCUACUACUUCUAGUAAAGCUUCGGUUACUGCAGCGUCUUCAAGGAUCAAUAGAUCUCCUUCACCUGCGUUAGCUAGAAAUUUUGAAGAGACUGCAUCGGUCAGGUCAACAUCAACUGGAAGGCCAGCAAUGUCUCUUAGAACGGCACCAGCAGCACCACCAGUGCCACCUAGCAAAGGAUCAUUGAUGACUGCGGUUUCUUUACCACCGAUGGAUCCUCCGAGAAAUGGGCAUAGAGAUGGUAAAAGAUUCUUGUCAGAUGUGGUACAUUUUAACUCAAAAGAUACAGGAGAUCAACGCGAGGCUUCUGCACUCCGUGAUGAACUUGAUAUGCUACAAGAAGAGAAUGGAAACAUCUUUGAGAAGUAUGGUACAAUGAAACCUGCGUCUAUUGUACAGCUCAGGCUCGAGGAAGAGAGAUGCAAGGAAGCAGAGGCCAGAGUCAAGGAGCUUGAGAAACAGGUUGCAGCUCUUGGAGAAGGAGUAUCUUUAGAAGCUAAAUUGCUUAGCAGGUUAGCUGUUCUGACAAAUUUGGCUGCACUUAAGGAUGCAAAACUAAAUAAUAUGGUGGAUAAGGAAAUUGCAUCUAUUCGGUCUGAAGUAGAGAAUGCAAAAGAUGAGGCAGCAGUUGUUGUGCAACAGCUACGGGGAGCUGAAUCUGAAGUGAAGUCCCUUCGUUCAAUGACACAAAGAAUGAUAUUGACUCAGAAAGAAAUGGAAGAGGUGGUUCUUAAGAGGUGUUGGCUUGCUCGAUACUGGGGCUUAGCUGCAAAAUAUGGUAUCUGUGCGGAUGCUGCUGUUUCAAAGCAUGAAUACUGGUCAUCCUUAGCACCUCUUCCCUUUGAGGUCGUUGUUUCUGCUGGACAAAAGGCUAAGGAAGAAUGUGAUGAGGACAGUGAGAAGAGAAGCACACUUGCUCAGGACUUGAGCGACCUGACUGGUGAAGGAAAUAUCGAGAGUAUGCUCUCAGUUGAAAUGGGUUUGAAGGAGCUUGCUUCCUUGAAGGUUGAGGAUGCUAUUGUGCUUGCGUUGGCCCAACAGCGGCGAGCAAACUCUCUUCGACUGUCCAUCUCAGAUCUUAAAUCACCUGGUGAUCCAAAGUAUAUGGAAGCAUUUGAAUUGAGUCCCGAGGAGUCAGAAGAUGUUCUUUUCAAGGAGGCGUGGCUUACAUAUUUUUGGAGAAGAGCCAAAGCCCAUGGUAUAGAGGAGGACACUGCAAAAGAACGACUCCAAUUUUGGAUUAGCCGGAGUUCACACUCGCCAAGUUCACAUGAUGCUGUUGAUGUUGAGCAAGGCCUAACGGAGCUCAGGAAGUUGGGAAUAGAGCAUCGACUGUGGGAAGCAUCUCGCAAAGAAAUUGAUCAGGACUCUUAA
Dovyalis caffra is the source of this 1692-nucleotide messenger RNA. The record is from the annotation of a GenBank genome assembly. NCBI's taxonomy places the organism in Eukaryota, Viridiplantae, Streptophyta, Magnoliopsida, Malpighiales, Salicaceae.